AGUCAAACAAAGAGUCUUCAAGCAAUCACAAUGAACUUCAAGUACAGCUGCGUUCUCCUUCUGGCCUUUUUCGCCGCCAGCCAGGCCUACAGCGCCUCCUGGGGCAAGAAGAACAGCAACGAUUAUCUGCUGUCCCGCCAAACGGAGGUGCGUAACCCAAUCAAGAACAACUACUGGAACGUCAACGUGGACUUCCCCCGUUCCGGCACCACCAACAUGUAUAACAUAACCUUUGUCAAUGUGAUCGAUAACUUCCGCAACAGCUCCGGUGCCACGCCCAGUCUGUGGUCCGGUGGUCCCGGCUAUCGCUUUGUCCAAAUCAAUCUGCGCAGCCUGGUUAGCCAGGGCAUGGACUCCACCGUUGAGAUCUGGGGACGCUAAGCUAUUACUGGCCCCGACACGAAACUCGUUUGACUAUUCGCAUCCAAACCAUAUCUAGAAAAAUACAAUAAAUAUAAAAAAAAAAAAACAAUAAACUCAAAAUAUAAAGAAAGCUAUCGAAAAAUGCAAAA
This is a messenger RNA of Drosophila grimshawi, 512 nucleotides long. RefSeq lists its product as uncharacterized. The transcript has 2 exons. NCBI's taxonomy places the organism in Eukaryota, Metazoa, Arthropoda, Insecta, Diptera, Drosophilidae. The coding region runs from base 31 to 381 and encodes 116 amino acids. The record is from RefSeq and is a predicted model, not a curated record.